Molecule: messenger RNA, 9711 nt
Organism: Homo sapiens (human)
Lineage: Eukaryota; Metazoa; Chordata; Mammalia; Primates; Hominidae
Gene: NUDT4
Product: nudix hydrolase 4
Exons: 5
Coding region: 399-944 (181 amino acids)
Cellular component (GO): cytoplasm
Molecular function (GO): inositol-5-diphosphate-1,2,3,4,6-pentakisphosphate diphosphatase activity; inositol-3,5-bisdiphosphate-2,3,4,6-tetrakisphosphate 5-diphosphatase activity; diphosphoinositol-polyphosphate diphosphatase activity
Source: RefSeq, marked reviewed
GGUCGCCGCGGUGCUGCUGCUCAGUGGGAGCGGGUCUUCGCAACUGUCUCCGCGUGGCGCGCGCCUCUAGCCGCCCUUCCCCUGGCGGCUACGGCCGGAGGGAGCGGAGGCGAGCGGGAGUCGGGCUCCAUGGAGAGCGGCGGACAACUGGGCAGAGGCGGAGCUUUCAUCUCGGCACCCUGGUUCCAGUGACCCGCGCUAGCGUCCCGUCCCGCCCGCGUCGGAGCGGCCGCCGGCCCCGGGACUGACCGGCCUCGCCGCACCUCCCGCACCGACUAGCGCUCCCGGGCGCUCCUGCGCCCGACUCGCCCUCGCCCCCACUCCCCGGCGGGGUGGCGGCGGCCGGGCCCCCACGGCGGCGGCCGGAGCAGCAGCAGCAGCAGCAGGAGCCCGCCUCUAUGAUGAAGUUCAAGCCCAACCAGACGCGGACCUACGACCGCGAGGGCUUCAAGAAGCGGGCGGCGUGCCUGUGCUUCCGGAGCGAGCAGGAGGACGAGGUGCUGCUGGUGAGUAGCAGCCGGUACCCAGACCAGUGGAUUGUCCCAGGAGGAGGAAUGGAACCCGAGGAGGAACCUGGCGGUGCUGCCGUGAGGGAAGUUUAUGAGGAGGCUGGAGUCAAAGGAAAACUAGGCAGACUUCUGGGCAUAUUUGAGCAGAACCAAGACCGAAAGCACAGAACAUAUGUUUAUGUUCUAACAGUCACUGAAAUAUUAGAAGAUUGGGAAGAUUCUGUUAAUAUUGGAAGGAAGAGAGAGUGGUUCAAAGUAGAAGAUGCUAUCAAAGUUCUCCAGUGUCAUAAACCUGUACAUGCAGAGUAUCUGGAAAAGCUAAAGCUGGGUUGUUCCCCAGCCAAUGGAAAUUCUACAGUCCCUUCCCUUCCGGAUAAUAAUGCCUUGUUUGUAACCGCUGCACAGACCUCUGGGUUGCCAUCUAGUGUAAGAUAGAGAGAACUGGGUAGGCCUCUCCCACCAUGUGCAGUCUCAUGGGGAGAGGCUUCUUUCGUUUCCUCGUCAAACAUCUGAUUGACGCUUGCAAACUGUCUGAAUUUGCCAUGCAAGGUUUUCAAACAAUUUGCAUGUUUUUCAGAUGCUUUCAAAUCUUUUUUUAAAAAAAUAGUGUAAAAUAUUUUAAUAAGCCAAAGCCAUGUGGAAUUUUUGUUUAGAUGCCUUAACUGUGCCACACCCCACAACCCCCUAUAUUAUUUUGGUUGUCUAUUUCUCACAGCAUAUUUUCAGUUUUUUGUCCAUUUGACAUCAGUCUGUGGUUUAUUUUGUCAUCAGAUUACUUGUGGGUAUACCUACCCCAAAAUUGUUUUCUCAUUCACAGCAUUAGCAUAUUCAGCAAAUCCAUCUGUGGUGGGAAUUAAAAAUAUUAUUGGUAUUAAAGAAAUCCAUUCACCCCAAAACUUGUUUUACAGGAUUACAAUUUUAAUUCAAAAUUUCCAGAUUUGGGCUAUUUCUGUAUGAUCCAAUAACUUAUUUUGUCACAGGGCUUAAUUUGCCAUUUUUGGGGAUUUGUCGACUCAUUUUGUCUGAAUUUUCACAACUGGUAUUAUGUCACUAGCUACCUGAUACGGCUAUUUCCCUUAUAACUCAAUAGUACCUUAACACAAAGUAUAACUCUGUAGAGUUGGUGAAUAUUUUAGGGAAAUAUUAGCAAAAUGCAUGUAGUAAAGACAUCUUAUGAAAACUGUAUUCAUGGAAUUUGAUUUAGCAUGCUCAGUUGCCAGUUCCCAUUAUCGAUACUCUUUCUUUGCAGAAUACCUUAGAACCGUUAUUUCCCUCAGUGUAGAUUGCUCUUAAAAUGUAUUCAGUUAUUUAGUGGCCCCCACAGGAGUGGAGUCUUGAAAUCUAAUUCUAAAUGCCAGUCAGUGAUGAUCGCAUCACAGUUGAGUGAAAUGGCCUUCCUGUUCAGCUGUUAGAGACUGAAGAUUGUUAGGGCACCUUAGAAUGUCUCAUCUUUUCUAGGUUGUCAACAGGUACUAUUUGUCACAUAACUAACUUUCGAGGCACUGGAACAUACCUGAACUAAGAAUUAAAUCUUUUACUUUAUACUCACUUAAAAUCAAGAAUCCCAUCUAAAACACAUAGGUACCUUAUCUGAAACUCUUGCACUUCCCCAACCAGGGCAGAAAUGAGGUGGGAGAAGUUUGACUAAAAUGAGGGAUGGGGGAAAGUAAAAGAUGUUUUUUUUUUUUUGAGACUCGCUUUGUCACCCAGGCUGGAGUGCAAUGGCACAAUCUCAACUCACCGCAACCUCCGCCUCCCGGGUUCAAGCGAUUCUCCUGCCUCAGCCUCCCGAGUAGUUGGGAUUACAGGCGCCUGCCUCCAUGCCUGGCUAAUUUUGUAUUUUUAGUAGAGACAGGGUUUCUUCAUGUUGGUCAGGCUGGUCUCAAACUCCUAACCUCGUGAUCCGCCUGCCUCGACCUCCCAAAGUGCUGGGAUUACAGGCAUGAGCCACCAUGCCCAGCCAAAGAUCAUUUUUUUAUAUAGACUUCAGCCCUUUGUAAAUAUUGUAACUGGGGAGUAUAGAGUAGAAAAAAAGUAUAGUUAAAACAUUUGUUCUACAAAUUAACCUUUAAAAAUAUAAUUACUGCUAAAAAUAGAGUGCUGUUACACUUAAGGAAAAUUAGUGCCAUUUUGGAAAUGAGAUCUUGUGCCAUAAAUACAGCUGAACUGAAUAUAAAUGUUCACAAAUUAAUGCUGUCAAAGGAAUGAGUAAAGCAGAAAAACUUUUAACCAGCAACAUUUCAAGUACGUAGUGUGAUCAAACAUGAUCAUCCAGAAUUUUUAUAUUUUUUUCUUUGUACAGAGGUUACAUAUUCUGGGUGUUCUUUUAUAAAGGAAACAUUUUAAAUCCCACAAAUUGACACUUUCUAUCUUCAAUGGACUAAGAUUUUUUUGGUCAGUAAUCUCUGAAAUUUCCUUAAAUUAUAUACUUAACAUAGCAGAGAAACUGGAUUGUUUUUGUAUAUAAGACUGCUUCCACCUGAAAUGCUGUCAUAAGUACUGGGGGGGUGGGGGAGUGCCCAUCUUGUACAUGAUAUUCUUAGAGGUAAUAAGGUAAUGAUGCAUGAAUUUAUUUUAUAAACUCUUGGACUAUGUAUUUGACAUGUAAAAUAUGUACAGUAUUAACGUCAACCAUCUCUUUAAAGUUAGCCUAUAAAUAUUGUUGUAUAAUUUUCUUUGGUCAGAAACACUUGGACUGAAUAGUGACACUCGGUAAGGAUUUUCAGUGCCAUUUAGCAAAACGUCUUUAGUCUAUGCAACUAGCAAAAAUCUGCAUAAUGCAACAACACAGUUUUCACACUUCAAAUUUUACAUGAGGGGUUCUUCACGAUUCUCCUGGAACCCAGUCUAGCAAAAUGAGAGGAAAGGCCCUAGGGAGAUUUAUUUCUGUUAAAUAGUUAACUCUGCUGAGUAUGACAAAUAGUGUCUACUAUCUCAACCCUCCAAAAUUUGCAGAGUGUUGGGACUGUCAUUUGUGAUUUUUUUUUUUUUUUUUUGGUGGGGUAGUUGAAUAAAAUUGGGCAGCUAAAUUUUUCAGUUCCAUGUGCCUCCCAAAUAAAAAACAGAAAAUAAGUAGUUUUUGUGAAUUGACUUGCAGACAAAGUAGAAACUGUGCUGCAUGAUGUUAUUUUGUAAACAGAUGACAUUUUCUGACCAGGCACAUGCCAUCCAAUUUUCUGUCAAUCACACUGUUGUAUAAAGCAGCAGAACUGAAGGGGAAAAAUGAUUGUUGUAUACACUGAAUUGCUUUGCAUGGUCUCAUUUGAGAUAAUUGAUGUAAGAAUCCUGACUUUUUUAUAUUUGGAAACAUCAAAUAAAAAUGGAAAAAAUGAUCAUGGCUUUAAAAAAAAAACAAAAACACACACACAUGAACUCAGAUUUGCAAACCAGGUUUCUGAAACUUUGGGUAAGGUGUAUGCUUUUAACUUUGAAAUGUAUAAACACCCAGCGGAAACGUAUACCUUUCAGUGCAUAGUGCAUUGUGUGCUUACCCUGGGUUGUUUAAACUUGUGUUCAAAUAUUCCCCCUCCAAGUGAAAGCCUGUCGGGAAUUCCACAGUAACACCUUUACUGUUCUCCCAUUGAUGAUCAUAUACGUUACCUCUUCCUAGCGGUACAUUUGUAUGAUCCUUACUACUGGAAUUACCGGGUUAAAAGGAAAUGCUUACCACUAAGAUGUCAGUAUUCUCCUCAUGGAUAUUUUCAGUCUCAAUGUUGCCAGUCUAAUAGUAUAGUAUGUGGUUGCUUUACUGCUGUUCUCCCCACCCCCGUGGAGUUGUGUCAUUAUUUUAAUGAAUGUGAGCUCUUGACUUACUCUAGAAUUCUAAUACAGAUACUUUCUGCACUAGUAUCACUUUUAUUAUUGCAGUUCCAUUUAAAAGCAUAACUGGCUAAGUCACCGCCCCACCCGCCGCAUUACAUUUCCUAAAACAUACUGCUGCCAAAGACCAACUGUAGAAUCCUUAAGUCCUGUUCAAGUGUCACUUCAUUUUUUAUUAGGGGUUUCUUAGUUGGAGGGCAUGAGAAACUUGGCCCUUUCCAAUGUUGUCUUCACAUUGGAGUAUAAGAAUUCUCUAUAGGACUCUUUAAUUUUUUUUUUUUUUUGGUAGAGAUGGGGUCUUGCUGUGUUGCCCAGGCUGGUCUCAAACUCCUAGGCUUAAGCAGUCCUCCAGCCUCAGCCUUCUCAAAGUGCUAGGAUGAUUGGCAUGAGCCACCUCGUCUGGCCUGCAGGUCUUUUUAAGCAUUUGCUGUUCAAUAAUAAGCAUCUUCUUUAUGCCUAGUAUUUGUGAUAAGAGCACAAAACAAUUUUCUAAUCUCAAAGAGCUUAUAUUCUAGUGGGGUAGAGAUAAGUGAUUUAUCUUGGUGUAGUUUUGGCUUUUUUGUUUGUUUUUUUGAGACAGCAUCUCACACUGUCGCCCAGGCUGGAGUGCAGUGGUGCAAUCUCAGCUUACUGUAACCUCCGCCUGCCAGGUUCAAGCGAUUCUCCUGCCUCAUCCUCCCGAGGAGCUGGGAUCACAGGCGCCUGCCACCACGCCCGGCUAAUUUUUUUGUAUUUUUAGUAGAGACGGGGUUUCACCAUAUUGGCCAGGCUGGUCUCAAACUCCUGACCUCGUGAUCCGCCUGCCUCGGCCUCCCUAAGUGCUGGGAUUAUGGGCGUGAACCACCGCACCUGGCCUAUCUUGGUGUUUUUACAUCCUUCAGUAUUUUUCAAGGUUUUACAGCUUUUUUAUCUAUAGACUUAUACCAUCUUCAAAAGCAAUACAAUUUUAUUUGUAGACGUGAUUUCCCCCACCAAAUGCACAUUUUAUGGAGCUCUAGGACAAAAGUCAGGAUGAAAAGUAAUCUAUCGCUGGUGCUACUUUAAUACCUUCCUGACUGGUGCCACUGGCUAAAUUCUAGCAGUACGAUGAGAGGGCCAUUAAGGCCUAUCUUAGCAAGCAAGACAUUAUAGCAAAGACCUAAACACUCAAAGGUUCAACGUCUUCUAGCCAGGGAACUAUUCUCUAAUUCUUCCACCUUGAUAUGAUUUCAGCAAAUUCUGAUAACCCGGUAUUACUCUUAAUGCAUUUUUGUAACAUUUGACAAACAUCUCCCAAUAUGUAGACUCCCACUCUCCUGAUGCUAAUCAGUAUCAGACAAUGGAAGUAAAUUUUCCUGCUUUUCUCAACUUUUCCUCAAAUUCAUGUUAGUGAAGUACUUUCAUUUGGCCAUCAUUAUUUAUCAACCUUAAGAAACAUGCCUAUUGACGAAGUAAAUAUACUAGGAAUUCAACGUAUCUACGGGAAUGUGGACAAAGACAUAUACCAAGACAAGGCACUAGAGUGAAAAGCCAUUAAAAUAAAAUGCUCAGCAGCAAAGGAUUUGUAAUGGUUAACUUGCAAUAUAUCCAUAUGGUGUAAUAUUACAGUCAUUAGAAAUGACAUUUGCGUAAGGAUCUGAGUGGAAACUGAUACAGCCUGUCGGAGAGCUACUGAGUAGUAUUUUAUCACAGCUGCAUACAUACCCUUUCACCCAACAGUUCCACUCCUGGGAGUCUAGUCAACAAAUGGACAAGUUGCACAACCAAGCUAUGGUCAAAUAUGUGUGUUGUAGGAUUUAUGAAACUGGUACCAAUUUAAUAUUCAAAUGUGAUUAAGUCAUGGCAAUCUAUUUACUGGAUACUUUGUGGUUACCAAAGAGCUAUGUGCUGCCACAGGGAGUCCUUUCAAUAGUGAUUGAAAAAGGCAGAACACUACUAGACAGAACUACCUGUUUUAUGCAUGUAUUGGCAUACACUGAAAAAGCUUAGUCACUUAAAAUGAGGUUGUACAGAUUGUAGAUUUUGUUUUUAAACGCCUGUAUGGUUUAAAAAAUGUUUUGGGAAAUAGACAUGAGCAGGGCAGAGAACUACAACCUACAGGCCAAACCCCACCCCACUGCCUGUUUGUACGGCCAACAAGUUUAAAAUUUUUUUAAUGUUUUAGGUUUUUUUUUUUUUAAAAAAAAUACUAUGCCCAUUUGUUUACAAAUCGUCUGUGGGUGCUUUCUCACUACAAUGGCAGAAUUCAGUAGUUGAGACAGACCUAUGGUCCACAAAGGCCGAAAUAUUUACUGUUUUAGGAGAAAAAAACAACAUGAAUUGUAAUAACUUGGACUUACUUGGUUGCUCAGUCCUGAUGUGUCCUGUUAAAACCUAAGAGAAACAGCACCAAGUUCAAUCUAGUGCAAUCAGCCUAUCACAUCUAAGCUGCUUUUGCCAGAUCUGAUAUCUACUCCCGACCUUAAGCCAGGAGACUUUGUAAACUUACUAGGUUAUAAUAAAACUUAAGAACUAUCGAUAUUUACUAAUCUACAUCAUGGAACUAUUUCAAAAGCAGUCAUAUGGUAAGAUGGAUCAGGAGUCUUUAAAAAUAAAACUGAGAAAGAAAAAUCAUGUGAUCAAUUCAGUAGUAGAGACAGAGGUUGGUAUCAAGUCUAUGUUCAUACACUUACCAGUGCCACCCAGCAGGGCCAUACAAGACACAUGAAAUGAGAUCAGCUCAAGGGUGACAAGAUGAAACUGGGAGAGGGCCGGGGAGACCCGAACUCUUAAUAUUGGAUUCCACACAAGAGGAAAAAUUUUAGUCCAGCUCCCAGCAUGGCAGCUAAUGGCAAGUUAGUACCAUAAAGCCAACUCUUGGAAUAUACCUGACUUCCACGAUAAAAUGGAGAUGAGUGCAGGGGUGAGUGUAUAGUUAAGAAAACAAACAAUAUAUUACUAGUCCAGGUGGUAGAUGACAGAUUUUUAUUAUUUACACUUCUCUCAAAUUAUUACAUUCAGCAUGUUUUGCUUUUUAUGUUAUUUAAAGUAUAAACCCUCAUAUAAUUCCCUAAGAUGGGUGGCAUGCCAAGUAGCUAAAUGAAAUAUCAUCCCAGCCCAAAAGUACUUAUUCGAAUGAAAUAUUACAUUUUUCUUAAAUAAAGCAAUAAAUUAGGUACCCUAUUAUCAUGGUAUUUUCUUUUUUGGCCAGCUUUUCUAGAUAAGGUUGUAUUGCUACUGCAACUAACAAAAAAGAUGUGGCAGGGCUGGGCACGGUGGCUCACGCCUGUAAUCCCAGCACUUUGGGAGGCCGAGGCGGGCAGAUCACGAGGUCAGGAGAUGGAGACCAUCCUGGCCCAACAUGGUGAAACCCCGUCUCUACUAAAAAUACAAAAAAUUAGCCAGGUGUGGUGGCAGGUGUCUGUAGUCCCAGCUCCUCAGGAGGCUGAGGCAGGAGAAUCGCUUGAACGCGGGAGGCAGAACCUGCAGUGAGCCAAGAUCAUGCCACAGCACUCCAGCCUAAACUACAGAGCUAGAAAGUGGCUAGAGCAGCCAAAAAAAAAAAAAAAAAAAAAAAAAAAAAAGGUUCCUGAACCAUUCAACAGAAAAAUGAGGCCUAUUCCUAUCAUUUCCUCGAUCCAAUUUAGUUCCACUUAGGUCACUGUGUUUAUAAUGUCUUUUAGGACAGAUUUCCUUCCCCAUUCUCCAUCAAACAACCAUAGCACCUGUGACUUUUAUCUGUUGGUUUGUAUUUAAUCUUAUUUUUAAGUGCUUCUUUGAAAUUGUUUUACAAGUACAUUCUUGGUCUAGAGUAAGGUUCUAUAUAGUUGGCCCUCCAUAUCCAUGGGUUCCACUUCCGUGGAUUCAAACAACCAGACAAAAUAUUCCAAAAAACAUUGUGUCUGUAGUCAACAUGUAUAUUUUUGUCAUUAUUCCUUAAACAAUAGUGUAACUAUUUACAUAGCACUUACAUUAUAAUAGGUAUUAUAAGUAAUCUAAAUAUUAACAUAAGCGGGAGGAUUUGUGUAGAUUGUAUGCAUAUACAACAUCAUUUUAUUCCAGAGACUUGAGCAUCUGCGAAUUUGGAUAUCCAAAGGAAGUCCUAGAACCAGUUCCCGACAAAUACCAAGAGAUGACUUUACUUUAGACCUAAGAUCUUGCUAGACAGCCUUUGAGAGGAUGAAGGAUAACUAGAGCAGAAGCAAAUCGCAGCGAAGUAGACUACAACAAUCAAGUCAAAAAACAUAAAGCUCCUAUCAACACCUCAAGAUUUUAGAAAAGCCUCUUAACGGGCAAUUUUCUUUUAAAUAAAGACUGGGUCCCACUAUGUUAGCCAGGCUGGUCACAAACUCCUGGACUCAAGUGAUCCUCCUGCCUUGGCCUCCUAAAGUGCUGGGAUUACAGGCAUGAGCCACUGUGCCCGGCCUGGGCAGUCGAUUUUCAGGAAGCCACUUAAUGUUCAGAUUCUUUUCUUCUCUCCCAGGACUUUGCAGAUGCUGCUGUUCCCUCUGCCUGGAGAUGUUCAUCUGGCCUGAAUCCAAAAGUCUGUCCAAGUUACUUCUCUUUUCCAUGACAGAGUUACAACUAUUUGUCUGUCCCCCUUCCCCAUUAGAGUAUAUGGUCCCCAAAGGAAAGCCCCAUGCCAUUCACUCACCACCUAAUCAUCCCCAACAACUAGUGGGCAAACAUGAAACACUUUUGUUGAAUAAUGUGUUUCCUUUAGCCCAGGGAUUACAAAGUCAAAGGCUUACAAGGGGGAAGGACUAGCAGGUGUGCUCGGAGGGGACUCUAGCCAACUGGAGAGUAACUGGUGAGAAGACAAUGACAUGCUCUUAGGGUGUCUGCUACUCAGAUCCUCUCAGUUAAGUCCCGUGCACAAAGGUGGGUCAGGUCUACUGUUGCCAGAUCUUCAGAUCAUUCAAAAGUUACCCGAAUUCUGGAUUUUCAUGCAAAUCUCCCAAUUUUUAAAAAUGUUGGCAUCAAAUUCAGAAUGUUUUAACCAGCCACACUGUGUGGGCCAGGGAAAACAGGCCCAAAGGCCAGGUGAAGCUGCAGUUUUCAACUGCUGCCUUGGCCUCUCCCAGAGCCCCUUAAGUCCUAAGAAGGCUCAGUCAACACACUGGCACUCGUUUCAUCCCACUGGUUGAGAAAGCAAGUCUUAGCAAAGUAAUGGGGGAGUCUUACCAAAACUGCAAAGGAAAAAAAUAUGAUACCAUGAAAUUAGAAAUUCACUGCAUUUGAAAUGAAAAUGACUUAUUUCUGUACUUCUAUAACUCACAAAUUUAGCAGACAUCAUUUAGACAUUUUUGUAGUGCAACAGAUUUAAAUCUGGAAUUUCAUGGUUUGUAAAUCACUAUGUGAUACUAGCUAUAACCAUGAGCAAUAUUACGGGCAGUAAAUGUUGAUUUCUAUUUCGUUUCUUGAA